Messenger RNA from Cyprinus carpio (common carp), 3531 nucleotides. Its product is annotated as tyrosine-protein phosphatase non-receptor type 1-like. Gene Ontology annotation, biological process: protein dephosphorylation. Gene Ontology annotation, molecular function: protein tyrosine phosphatase activity. Lineage: Eukaryota; Metazoa; Chordata; Actinopteri; Cypriniformes; Cyprinidae. The record is from RefSeq and is a predicted model, not a curated record.
ACAACGUUGCGUUGAUUGGCGCUUGCUUGGAGUUUACGGCCACUCACGGAAUUUCAUUGGUCAACGUGAGGAAAGAGGGGCGUGAUCACGACGGACAGCGGAGAGCCGCGCUGCGGGAGGAGCGAGCAGCGUGUUUCCGGGAGUCGUCUAUCGAGCGGCGCGGAACACACGCGGCAAUGGAAGCCGAGUUUCGGGAAAUCGAUGAGCUCGGGAACUGGAACGCCGUUUACCAGGAGAUUAGGCAGCAGUCCAGUGACCUACCAUGCAAGAUCGCCAAACUUCCAGAAAACAGAAGUCGUAAUCGCUACAGAGAUGUCAGUCCGUUUGACCACAGCCGUAUUCGUCUACAGAUCGGCAGUAAUGACUACAUCAAUGCCAGUCUGAUCUCAGUGGAUGAAGCUCAGAGAAACUACAUAUUAACUCAGGGUCCGUUACCAAACACAUGCGGUCAUUUCUGGGAGAUGGUGUGGGAGCAGCGCUGCCGAGGGGUCGUGAUGCUGAAUCGUGUUAUAGAGAAAGGCUCGAUAAAGUGUGCUCAGUAUUGGCCUCAGCGAGAGGAGAGGGAGGGUGUUUUUGAAGACACAAAUUUCAGACUUACUCUGAUCUCAGAGGAUGUGAAAUCGUACUAUACAGUACGACAGCUGGAGCUGGAAAAUCUGUCGACACAGGAAACGCGGGAGAUUCUUCAAUUCCACUACACCACAUGGCCUGAUUUUGGUGUGCCAGAGUCGCCUGCAUCUUUUCUCAACUUCCUGUUCAAAGUGCGUGAGUCGGGCUGUCUGAGUCCAGAGCACGGCCCUGUUGUGGUCCACUGCAGCGCUGGUAUUGGCCGCUCUGGAACGUUCUGCCUUGUAGACACCUGCCUUCUUCUGAUGUCUCAGAGGAAAGAUCCAACAUCAGUACGCAUACAGGAGGUUUUGCUGGAAAUGCGACGAUACCGCAUGGGUCUGAUCCAGACAGCUGACCAGCUGCGUUUCUCUUACCUCGCCGUCAUAGAGGGUGCCAAGUACAUCAUGGGAGACACCUCUGUACAGGAGUCAUGGAAGGAGUUAUCAAAUGAGGAGGAUCUUCCCCCCGAAUUCACUCCUCCUCCCAGACCACGGCCCCGAAUAGACCCCCCAAAUGGCAAAGGCGACCUGGUGAACUCUGACACCACACACUUCUUCAGUGAGAUAAUAAAAAACAGUGCAGAAAUCUGUGCAAACAGUGCGCCCCAGACAUUCACAGAUGGGCAAGAGCUUCGCAAACGGGCAGUCGCAGCCUGUGAGGUCAGAGCGACGGAGUUGUCAAGUGAACCUGAUGAGCCAAUUGUGGCAAGAGAAGCCCCUCCUAAACCUGCACGGUCUCCGCCCAAGACUCCCACGGAAGAGGCGACUCCUGUUGCUGUCAAUGGAGCGUGGAGCCCCUUGCUGACCAGUGUGUUUAUGUGCACGGUACUGGCUGUAGGUGCUUAUGCCUGUUACCACACUUAUUUCCACUGAUGCUCUCUUUUUCCCAUCCAUCUCUUUCUCUAUUCCUCCAUGUGCUGGCUAUUGGUGGGAAAAGAAAAAGAGAGACACACACAGACAUUCACACUUUUUUCAGCUGGACCCGUCCCACUCUCUCCGAAUGUCUUUGGGAAAGAGUUUCAAAGACUUUUCUUAGCCAAACUGCUGUCGUCUCCCUCUAUACACACAUUUUUACACACAAUCUAAUAAACUUGUCCGUUUAAAACCUCAGGGCCUCACAAUUCAGGUGUUGCUACCCAAAUGUUAAACACAGGUAAAAGAAAAUCCAAAAGACUCUGUUAUUGCUGCAGUAAGUAAGGGAAAUUUGUGUGUGUGUGUGUGUGUGUGUGUGUGUGUGUGUGUUUUUAUAUCUCAAUCAUUUUUUUCUUCAUUUUUAAGUCUCAGAUGGAGCUGCACAGGAGGUGAGCUCCUCUUAUAGGCCUACAUGCUGAAAACACAAAUCUGCUGUACGUGAUAGAAAACCUGUUUGUAUUUGUGUGUCCUGGAGAAAAGGGAGAUCACAAGUAAUCUGGAAUGUCUGAUACCAUCAAGUGCUCUGUUAGGCUACUGUCACAGCAGAAAACAUCCCAAAAGCUUUUUCUUUUCAUUUUUUCCCCCCCAGCCUCAGCUUUUGUUUAUACCCCAAAGAUGACACUGGCACUUCAUCUGAGUGAGGAAAAAACGGCCUCUCGUUCAUUCAUUUGUUUUCUUUGUCAAAUCCAUCGCCUUUCAACCAAAAGGUUCAGACCAUUUAAAAUGCUGGAGCUGGUGUCUUAACUUGGAUGUCACAUUCAGAACGAACAAAGUUCAGAUCAGCUGGUUCUCCAGAGGCCCGAUGCAAUAAAAGUAGAUCACUGAGUGUGUCCAGAACUCGCAUUUCACUUUUCGUUGAACGGAAAUACUAAAAUCACUUCAGAUCAGGCAAGCAUUCUUACUAGACCUUGUGGUCUGCAUUUGAUGGAUUUUUACUUCCAAAUUUGCAUGCAUUUCACUCAAUGCCAGCUCUGGAAAUCAAGAUAAAGCAAGUUAACCUCGCUGAUUGAAUGUUAAAACAAAAAUGUGGCAAAGCCCGACCAGCAGGUGGCAGUAUUGAGCAUAAUGAGUUUUUUCAUUUGUAUUCCCCCUUUAGUGGAUGGUGACUCAUGGGACAGGGUUUGAAUUUUAUUUUUACCUUUUUUCUUCUGCAUUACAGAUACAUUCAUCCUUCUGGCUCUUGUCAUAGGACUUAAAUGGUGUGCAUUGAGCGCAAGAGGUCAGACUAACCAAAAAAAUAAAACCAAACACCAGCACUGAAUGAAUGCACAGAGAGAAGCAACCAGUGUCUGUCUUUGUGUUUUACUGUUUUAUUAUAUUAUUGUCAUAGUAAUUAUUAUCGAGAGAGAUUAACGGCAGACGGGCAUAGACAUUUCCUUUUAAUUAAAACACGCUGCAGAAGUGUUACUUUUGAACAAUGUGUGAACAAGUCUAAUGCAGUAAUCUCAAAACAAAUGAAGCCUCUUCUUUAGGUGUAUUGAGGACUGAAAUGCUUUUAAUUGUGACUUUGCUUUGUGUGGUGACUGUCUGACUGCUGCUUGACCAGUCCAGAAUAGGUGGUUUGUAGGGGUUCAGUGUUUCACACACUGAAGCUGUCGAUGUUUGGUUUGAAGGUUCUGUUGUAACAGAGUGCCACCAUUCAUCGUAGUGACUCUCAGAAUCCGGUCCCAUUGCUGGACCACAGAAUGUAAAGUCUCUUCUUGCCAGCUUUAUUUACACACACAUAUAUAGAGAAAUGUAUUUGUCUAUGUCCUUGUUUGUCGUCUUUCAGUUAUCUUUGGACUGGCAGACAUCAGACUUCCUUGGCCUUUGUAUAUGAGGCUUAAGAAUUUCUUUUCCCCCUCCUAGCAUCAUGUUGUGUCCUUUUUAAUGUUAAUUAACCUUUUCUUUUCUUUUUUUUUUUUGUAAGAAAAGCAUAUGCUUUGUUCCAGUUGGAUGUAUUGACAUUUGAAAUUUUAUUUUUUGGACAGAAUACAGUGCAGACGCUGUGGUAAUAAACAUAUAAAUCUGA